Molecule: messenger RNA, 1273 nt
Organism: Didymella exigua CBS 183.55
Lineage: Eukaryota; Fungi; Ascomycota; Dothideomycetes; Pleosporales; Didymellaceae
Product: alpha/beta-hydrolase
Exons: 1
Coding region: 191-967 (258 amino acids)
Source: RefSeq, a predicted model, not a curated record
AGUGACUGCCCUCAAUAAGCUGCUGCGCAACCUACGUUCUCUGGUUUCACCCUUCAGGCUCUACAAAUACUUGCUUACUUCACUGCUGCGGCAGAAACUCAACGAAGCGAUGAUUGCCUGACUUUGAACAUUCGGUCAAAGGCGACAAAUAGGUCUCCGAGCUUACACAAGCCCGUGCUUGCGCUGUUCCAUGGAAGACUUAAGUAACUCCAGCUUCUUACCUCAAGUCUGUCGACUCAUUCCCAUCACAGGAUUUGCUGGGUCCAACACCAAUUCGCCCUUCACCAAUGGCCAACAUCUCGCUCAUGGCGAAGACCUAGUCGUCGUUUCUGUCAACUAUCGUCUGAAUGCCUUUGGCUUCCCCGGCGCUCCAGGCGCUGACACGAAUCUUGAACUGAGUGAUCAGCGACUUGCUAUUGAAUGGCUGAGGGACAAUAUUGCAGCUUUUGGCGGCGAUGCUAAGCGUAUGGUGACUGUUGGGCAAUCUUCGGGCGGCUCUGCCGUGGACUGGUGGUCUUACGCUUACAGGAAGGAUCCUAUUGUUCAUGGUCUGAUAUCGACUUCAGAUAAUGCCUUCAGUUUUCCUAUGAACACGGCUCAUCAGCACAGAGACAGUUGGUCCGCCCUCUCCACGGCGCUCGGCUGCGGAUCAACAGGUGACACUAUUACGUGCAUGCGAUCAAGCAAUAUUACCACCAAGGCGGUCACAGUGGCCGUGGCCAAAAUUCCUCCUAGUCCAGGUGGAAAUCCAGUUCGAUCUACGCCACCAUUCUACCCCAUGGUGGACAACCAGACCAUAUUCGGUGACUACCUUUUUCUCUCUUCGACGGGCAAAUUUGCAGGGUUUCCCUACCUUCAAGGCCACAACGACUUUGAACAGGGCUACUACAUCAUUUCAGCCUUUGCCCAGGGUCGCAACGUGACUGCUGCGCAGACAGCCCAAUUGGCAAAGACCAAGAUUCCCUGAGUGCAGAGCACGGCCUGCGAGAGUGGCCUCUUACCAGCCUCAUCGAUGUGAUUGCUGAAUUUGCACCAGCAGAACGCGCACCUGAGCCUGCGAGCCUCUAACGUUGGUACCACGGUCCGACAUACUUUUACAGCCUGACUGUAAGAGCGGAGAACUCGCUCCUGAAAUACUUGCAGAGAGCGACGAACUGAACGCGCGUAUCGAAAAGCUAUCGCCUCGGAUGAAAAUGCCAGAAUAUAUCCAGAAGAUUAACGUGCCAUGAAUCAACGCAAACGGCCUUACUGUGCAAUCUGAGGUCAACUUCCC